AUCCCCACAUUUUCAAGUAGUAUUUCAGCAAGACGAAGAAAAUCACGAUAAAUUCAAUAAUAAAUAAUUCUGAAAAAGUGUUAAUAUUCGAAUUACUUGUUGCGAAUUUGAACUGAGUGUUUCAAUUUUGAUAUAAUCAUGAGUAAUGAUUGGACGACAGUUACCGUUUUGAGGAAAAAACCUCUCAAACCAUCAGCCAUGAAAACCGAAAAGGCAAUCAACACCGCUCGGAGGCAAGGAGUUCCCGUUGAAACACAGCAAAAAUGGGGUGCUGGUACCAAUAAGCAACACGUUACUACAAAAAAUACUGCCAAAUUGGAUCGCGAAACUGAAGAAUUGAAGCACGACAAAGUAACUCUGGAUUUGGGUAAAUGCAUACAGCAAGCUCGUCAAAAUAAAGGUUUCAGUCAGAAAGAUCUUGCUGCUAAAAUUAACGAGAAACCCCAGAUUAUUCAAGAUUACGAAGCUGGCAAAGGAAUACCAAAUCAAAUUGUUUUAGGAAAAUUGGAAAAACAACUAGGUGUUAAACUUCGAGGAAAAGAUCGAGGACUCGCUCUACUGCCAACCCCUGGAGCCAAAAAGUAGUACUUGUCUUCAGGGGAUGGAUAAAUUUUAAUCGUAAGGUGGAGAAAUUUAAUCAACUUAGAUGUUACGAAUAUGCUCCGUGAAUUGGUCAGAAAUCCAGAAUUAACUCUUGCAACUUUCGAAUUCAUCUUUUUCACCUAUGGAUUAUAUCAUAAUCGGAUGUACUGUUCUUUUUUAAAGCAAUUUUCCUAUAUUUGUAACUUCUUUAUGAAAAUUGUCCCUUUUUUUGAUUUAAUCUCGAGGUUAAUAUUUUGGUGUAAAUUUUGUAAGUCUUAUUUUUACGUUUUUGUUUUUUGUUUCCCAAUAAAAAUGCUAAUGGGAUA
Planococcus citri (citrus mealybug) is the source of this 908-nucleotide messenger RNA. RefSeq names its product multiprotein bridging factor 1 (gene mbf1). The transcript has 5 exons. Gene Ontology annotation, molecular function: DNA binding. The record is from RefSeq and is a predicted model, not a curated record. Bases 139 to 585 code for a protein of 148 amino acids. Gene Ontology annotation, cellular component: nucleus. Lineage: Eukaryota; Metazoa; Arthropoda; Insecta; Hemiptera; Pseudococcidae.